Cuscuta europaea is the source of this 2096-nucleotide messenger RNA. Lineage: Eukaryota; Viridiplantae; Streptophyta; Magnoliopsida; Solanales; Convolvulaceae. The record is from the annotation of a GenBank genome assembly.
GUGUGGAUGUGUUGUGUUGGCAACCAAUAGACCGAGGAAAAACAGAUUACAGAUAUAUAUUCCUUUAUUUUCUUACACUAAAAAUUACGCGGGACCCUUUAAUCGAAGACCGCCAGAUUCGUCACCCAAUAACACAGUAACGCCGCACCGCAGCCGCAGCCGCAUUACGGAUCAUCAAAACAACCAACACCUUUUUCAAAGUUCUCUUUAAGCUAUCAUAAUAAUUCUUUCUUUUCUUUCACAGUUGACAAAAGAAAAGAUCUUUUUGGUGAAAUACUUCAUCGAUUCUUCAUCUGAUCUGGGGUCUGGAGCUGUAGCUAGUUUGUGCGUGUGUCAGGAACUGGGUUCUCUGUGCACUGUGAUUAUAGAUACUUUCUGCAAUGUGUUCUGGAAUGUGGAAGGUCCCAGGAGCUUCUGCUGAUUCAUUCUAUGAAGUCCGCCCUGAAUGCACAGAUGUUCCCAACACCAAAUUCAGAAUCAAGGCUGGGAAGACCCUAAGUGCACGGAAAUGGCGGGCUGCAUUUACUCCAGAAGGGUAUCUAGACAUUGUGAGAAUACUCAGCAGAGUAUACCGUGGGGGUAUCCAUCCCUCAAUCAGAGGUGAAGUUUGGGAGUUUUUACUGGGGUGCUAUGAUCCAAAAAGCACUUUUGGUGAACGACAACAGUUAAGACAACGCAGGAGGGAGCAGUAUAUGGUAUUGAAAGAAGAGUGCCGCCAAAUGUUCCCUAUGAUUGGAAGUGGAAGAUUUAUAACUGCACCUAUAAUCACUCAGGAUGGUAAUCCUAUUCAAGAUCCUCUAGUACUUCAAGAGGCAAGCAAAGCCAAGAUGCCAAGGGAGAAUGGUUCCUUAAACAACUCAGAGAUGGUGAAGGAAACAGAUAACAGAAUAGUUCAGUGGAAACUCACAUUGCAUCAGAUAGGACUUGAUGUCAUUCGGACUGAUAGAACACUCAUAUUCUAUGAAAAUCAAGCAAACCUGGCAAAACUGUGGGAUAUCUUAGCUGUUUAUGCCUGGUUUGAUAAAGAUGUUGGUUAUUGUCAAGGAAUGAGCGACCUUUGCUCUCCCAUGAUAAUUCUUCUUCCUGAUGAUGAGGGAGAUGCAUUUUGGUGCUUUCAGCACUUGAUGCGUAGACUGAGACGAAAUUUCAAAUGCACUGAGACCUCUAUUGGAGUAGAAGUGCAGCUUACUAAUUUGGCCACAGUAACCCAAGUUAUUGAUCCUAAACUCCAUAAACACUUAGAGACCAUAGGUGGAGGUGAUUAUCUUUUUGCCUUCAGAAUGCUAAUGGUUUUGUUCCGCCGUGAAUUCUCUUUUGGUGACUUGUUGUUCCUAUGGGAGAUGAUGUGGGCUCUAGAGUAUGACCCAACAUUGUGUUUGGUGAAUGAAGGCCCUGCUGCCUCAGCUAAUGAAAAAUCUAUAGGAUCAAACGGGAAAGUAAAGGCAAGAAGUGAGUACGGGAAAUAUGAGAGAGCUUACAUGAAGAACACAGGGAAAAAAGUGGUGGAUCCUCUCCCUUUCUCCGUUUUUCUCGUAGCCAGUGUCCUCAAAGAAAAAAGUCCCAAGUUGUUGGCUGAGGCCCGAGGACUAGAUGACGUUGUAAAGAUAUUAAAUGACAUAACAGGCAGCCUAGAUGCAAGAAAGGCAUGCUCUGGUGCACUGAAACUUCACAAGAAAUACCUUAAAAGGGUGAAGUAGCAGAACAUAUAGGAUCUAAUGAUCUAUGGCCACUUGAAGAAGCUAAUAAUGCUGCAAAUAUUUAGUGAAAGCAAGAUGCCAAUAUAUGUGUGUGCCUGCUGUCUGGAAUUGUGUUCCGUGCCAGAAGUUCUUUUCUCGCUUUGUUCUAGUAGCGAGCGGUUUGAAUGCUGCACAACCUAACACGAGAUACUUAGGAUCGCCCUAAAGUGUAUAUUUUGGUACAAGUUUUAGCCAAAUACAAAUAUGUGUGUGUGGUAUUCCUCGGUAGAGCUUUUUAGUGCACAAAUGUGGUUGUUUGUGUGAGAUUGAUUUCCAUGUACUAACAACUUAAACAUUCCUCUUUAAUAUAGUCUGUUGAAAUGCGACUGUAAUUUUUUUUUAGUUUUACGUUGCCCUGUC